Schizosaccharomyces osmophilus is the source of this 681-nucleotide messenger RNA. RefSeq names its product signal recognition particle receptor beta subunit Srp102 (gene srp102). NCBI's taxonomy places the organism in Eukaryota, Fungi, Ascomycota, Schizosaccharomycetes, Schizosaccharomycetales, Schizosaccharomycetaceae. The record is from RefSeq and is a predicted model, not a curated record. The transcript has 2 exons. The coding region runs from base 1 to 681 and encodes 226 amino acids.
AUGCUUGAAAAUUGGUGGACAAUAGUCAUUGCGCUUGCAACGAUUCCCUUAGCUGCAUUAAUAAUAUUUUCCCUUCUCUUUGCAUCAAAAAAGACCAUUCAGAGAAAAACACCGGCCAUCUUUUUGGUGGGACCUAGUGAGUCGGGAAAAACGACCUUGUUUUGUCAGCUUGUUUACGAAAAGAGCAAGUCUACUGUGCCGAGUAUCGAACCAAACGAGGCUUUAUGGAAAGAAGAUGUCGUCCUCGUAGAUUUACCCGGACAUGCUAGAACAAAGCAUUGGACAGAAAAGAAAUUGAAUGAAAGUUAUGAUGUACGGCUUGUGGUUUUUGUUUUGAACAGCGCAACGCUGGACCGAGAUUUGCAUGAAAUUGGACUCGCUUUAUUUGACGUGCUACUAAAAUGUAGAAAGCUCAAGGUACCGAAAGCUCUAGUAGCAUGCAACAAAUUUGAUUUGUUUACUGCACAACCAGCAAAACAGAUCCAGGCGGCUGUGAUGAAAGAAUUGGACAAUAUUUUUGAAGAAAAGGAAUCUCAGCUCGAUUCCAUAGUAACAGAAGACGUCGACUGGGAUGAACUUCGCCCUCAGCUCGAAGACAUCCAAUUAGAGUUUCUUUCAGGAAGCGCUUUGAAAGGCACCAACAUGAAUCAAUGGAUUGAAUGGAUGGAAUCCUCUCUCUAG